Messenger RNA from Lathyrus sativus (Indian pea), 1236 nucleotides. Lineage: Eukaryota; Viridiplantae; Streptophyta; Magnoliopsida; Fabales; Fabaceae. The record is from the annotation of a GenBank genome assembly.
AUGAAUGCUCUUGCUGCAACAAACCGCAAUUUCCAACGUGCCGCUAGGAUUCUCGGUUUGGAUUCCAAACUUGAGAAGAGUCUUCUCAUUCCCUUCAGAGAGAUCAAGGUUGAAUGCACGAUCCCGAAAGAUGAUGGAACUCUGGUCUCUUACGUCGGUUUUAGGAUCCAACACGACAAUGCUCGUGGUCCUAUGAAGGGAGGGAUUCGUUAUCAUCCUGAGGUUGAACCUGACGAAGUGAAUGCUCUAGCUCAGCUCAUGACAUGGAAGACAGCUGUAGCUGACAUUCCGUACGGAGGUGCUAAGGGUGGUAUUGGUUGCAACCCGAGGGAUCUAAGCGUCAGUGAGUUAGAACGUCUAACUCGGGUUUUCACCCAAAAGAUUCACGAUCUCAUUGGUGCUCAACGAGAUGUUCCUGCUCCUGAUAUGGGAACCAACGCUCAGACCAUGGCAUGGAUUUUGGAUGAGUAUUCAAAGUUUCACGGACACUCACCUGCUGUUGUGACCGGAAAGCCUAUUGAUCUUGGAGGUUCUUUGGGAAGAGAGGCGGCCACAGGUCUUGGAGUCAUUUUUGCUACAGAGGCCUGGUUAGCUGAUAAUGGAAGGUCAAUUUCUGAUCACACAUUUGUCAUCCAGGGCUUUGGAAAUGUGGGAACUUGGGCUGCAAAGUCUAUCUUUGAUAGAGGUGGUAAGGUGGUCGCUGUUAGUGACAUCACCGGUGCCAUAAAAAAUCCCAACGGAAUUGAUAUCACUGCUCUUCUGAAACACAAGGAAGGCAAUGGAAACUUGACCGAGUUCCAAGGAGCUGAUGUCAUGGAUGCAGAUGAAGUGCUCACCCAUGAAUGUGAUAUUCUUAUCCCAUGCGCCUUGGGUGGGGUUAUAAGCAAGGAAAACGCUGCUGAUAUUAAAGCUAAACUGGUCGUAGAAGCUGCAAAUCACCCCACUGACCCCGAAGCUCAUGAGAUCUUGUCUAAGAGAGGAGUCACCAUAAUACCUGAUAUUUAUGCUAAUGCUGGUGGAGUGACCGUGAGCUACUUUGAAUGGGUUCAGAACAUUCAAGGUUUUAUGUGGGAUGAAGAAAAAGUGAACCGGGAGCUGAAGAGAUACAUGAGCAGGGCUUUCUUGGACAUCAAGGCAAUGUGCAAAAUCCAUGAAUGUGAUCUAAGAAUGGGAGCCUUUACUUUGGCAGUGAACCGCGUCGCCCGGGCAACACUUUUGAGGGGCUGGGAAGCUUAA